Messenger RNA from Suillus fuscotomentosus, 696 nucleotides. Its product is annotated as GAF domain-like protein. The transcript has 3 exons. Lineage: Eukaryota; Fungi; Basidiomycota; Agaricomycetes; Boletales; Suillaceae. The record is from RefSeq and is a predicted model, not a curated record. The coding region runs from base 1 to 696 and encodes 231 amino acids.
AUGCCGCACGCCGAUGCGUCUUUGGUUCCAGACUCCAUUAAGACUAAGUCUGAAUUCUGGACUCAUGUGCACGAUCAGCUAGAAAUUUUGAUGGGAGGCCAACGACAUUGGGUCUCAAAUUUGUCCAAUGCCGCUUCGCUUAUUUACAAUUCCUUGCAAGCUUUUCCCAGCAAUUUCGGGGAUGGGGAACGUUCGGUCAACUGGUGUGGUGAGUCCCUCCACUUUCCACCGCUGGUAUCGACAACCCAGUCAACAAAGAGUGAUCGCCCAGCCCCUUCUCUUUCAAGUUUCUAUCUCAUCUCUUCCCUUUUCCCUCAGCCACGAUUCACUGAUGCCUCGAUGGACCCCCAAUCUCAAACGCGUGCUUCCACUAAUAUGCUUUUGGGACCCUUUUCCGGCAGGCCUGCCUGCCAAUGGAUCGAGGUCUCCCCUCGACCUCGAGGCGUGUGUGGAGAUGCAUUUGUUAAGCGCAGUACCGUCCUGGUUCUAGACGUCUUGACCUACCCUGGGCAUAUUGCCUGUGACGGCGAUACGAAAAGCGAGAUCGUGUGUCCCCUCAUUCUUCGGAAAGGGGGUGAAGAUAUCGUGGUGGGUGUUCUAGAUCUUGAUUGCCUUGCGAUUGGGGGGUUCGAUGCAGACGAUCAGGUCGGACUAGAAAGAAUUGUGGCACUCAUCAUCAGAUCUUGUGACUGGUAG